UAUUGCAUCUCCAACGAAUGGCAAUGGACGAGUACACAUCGGAGAUAUUUAUGGGCGGGAAGAGCACCAUCGUUCUCCACAACACGUGUGAAGACUCCUUGUUGGCUGCUCCUAUCAUCUUGGACUUGGUUCUCCUGGCCGAGCUCAGUUCUCGGAUCCAACUCAAAGCAGAGGGAGAGGGCAAGUUCCACUCUUUCCACCCUGUGGCCACUAUUCUGAGCUACCUCACCAAGGCUCCACUGGUCCCCCCUGGUACCCCAGUGGUAAAUGCACUGUCGAAGCAGAGGGCAAUGCUUGAGAACAUAUUGAGGGCUUGUAUUGGUUCGGCUCCAGAGAACAACAUGAUCUUGGAAUACAAGUGAAGUGAGAAGACCAUUGAAGACCAUCAGAACUCAAAAGCCCCCCCUUGUUUUGUCUGUUUCACUCUUUUUUUU
Telopea speciosissima is the source of this 434-nucleotide messenger RNA. RefSeq names its product inositol-3-phosphate synthase-like. Gene Ontology annotation, cellular component: cytoplasm. Gene Ontology annotation, molecular function: inositol-3-phosphate synthase activity. NCBI's taxonomy places the organism in Eukaryota, Viridiplantae, Streptophyta, Magnoliopsida, Proteales, Proteaceae. Gene Ontology annotation, biological process: phospholipid biosynthetic process; inositol biosynthetic process. The record is from RefSeq and is a predicted model, not a curated record. The transcript has 5 exons. The coding region runs from base 18 to 362 and encodes 114 amino acids.